CCCGCCCCCGAUGGUUCUGCGCACGCGCGGCAGCCAUAUUAGCAGCGGCUCCUCCGGCGCCUGCGGUCGUUUUUUCCCCGUGGAGUCUAGGCUCCUGUGUAGAUCUCGACUCUUCAGUGUCUUUCCUCCGGAACUAAAGUUCAGAAAACAUGUCUCGAAGAUAUGACUCCAGGACUACCAUAUUUUCUCCAGAAGGUCGCUUGUACCAAGUUGAAUAUGCCAUGGAAGCUAUUGGACAUGCAGGCACCUGUUUGGGAAUUUUAGCAAACGACGGUGUUUUACUUGCAGCAGAGAGACGCAACAUCCACAAGCUUCUUGAUGAAGUCUUUUUUUCCGAAAAAAUUUAUAAACUCAAUGAGGACAUGGCUUGCAGUGUGGCAGGUAUAACUUCUGAUGCUAAUGUUCUGACUAAUGAAUUGAGGCUCAUUGCUCAAAGGUAUUUAUUACAGUAUCAGGAGCCAAUUCCUUGUGAGCAGUUGGUUACAGCACUGUGUGAUAUCAAACAAGCUUAUACACAGUUUGGAGGAAAACGUCCCUUUGGUGUUUCAUUGCUGUACAUUGGCUGGGAUAAGCACUAUGGCUUUCAGCUCUAUCAGAGUGACCCUAGCGGAAAUUAUGGGGGAUGGAAAGCCACAUGCAUUGGAAAUAAUAGCGCUGCAGCUGUGUCAAUGUUAAAACAAGACUACAAAGAAGGAGAAAUGACAUUGAAGUCAGCACUUGCUCUUGCUAUCAAAGUCUUAAAUAAGACCAUGGAUGUUAGCAAACUCUCUGCUGAAAAAGUGGAAAUUGCUACGCUAACAAGGGAGAAUGGAAAGACAGUCAUCAGAGUUCUCAAACAAAAGGAAGUGGAACAGUUGAUCAAAAAACAUGAAGAAGAAGAAGCUAAAGCUGAGCGUGAGAAGAAAGAAAAAGAACAGAAAGAAAAGGAGAAAUAGAAGACAAAAUAAGGGAUUUUAUAACUCGCUUGGGGCACCAUUUCAGUGUAAAAGUUAUCCUACUCUUUCACACUGAGAAAGCUUUGACUUUUAACUUGUAUAGUGGGAAAAUAGGACAGUACCUACUGAAUCGGGUCUUGUUAUUUCUGUCCAAUUGAAUUCUUUGUUGUAAUGAUGAUUACUCUUCAUGGACAUCUUAAUUCCCCUACCUUUUUUUUGAAUAAAACUUUGAAAGAAUGGAAAUGGUGAAGAAAAGAAAGACACUGUAGCAAUAACAGGGCCAUGAUCUUCUUUUCAUGCUUUAUGUGUACUGUGGCAGCCCUUGCAGUUACUUUUGAACAAGAUGUUAAAAUUGACAGAAAUGUAAACAUCGUAAAAAGAGAAAAAUGGGAAUUGUA
This is a messenger RNA of Equus quagga, 1333 nucleotides long. It is a transcript of the gene PSMA4, whose product is annotated as proteasome 20S subunit alpha 4. The record is from RefSeq and is a predicted model, not a curated record. Gene Ontology annotation, cellular component: cytosol; proteasome core complex, alpha-subunit complex; nucleus. Gene Ontology annotation, biological process: ubiquitin-dependent protein catabolic process. The transcript has 9 exons. Bases 150 to 935 code for a protein of 261 amino acids. Lineage: Eukaryota; Metazoa; Chordata; Mammalia; Perissodactyla; Equidae.